Hordeum vulgare subsp. vulgare (domesticated barley) is the source of this 837-nucleotide messenger RNA. RefSeq names its product 40S ribosomal protein S24-1-like. Gene Ontology annotation, molecular function: structural constituent of ribosome. Bases 189 to 602 code for a protein of 137 amino acids. Gene Ontology annotation, cellular component: ribosome. Gene Ontology annotation, biological process: translation. NCBI's taxonomy places the organism in Eukaryota, Viridiplantae, Streptophyta, Magnoliopsida, Poales, Poaceae. The transcript has 5 exons. The record is from RefSeq and is a predicted model, not a curated record.
AUUCCUCGAUCCGAUCUAAGUACUAUCCGAACGAAUCCCAGAGGGCCACACUAUAUAAGCCAGCGCCCCCAUUCACCCUUCCCCAUAGGGUUUUCCUGCGGCGGAACAAACCUGAAUCCAGCCAGUGAAUCAAUCACACCUUCUCGUCGACUCCCCUCCCUCAUCAACGCCGGCGGCCAACUGCAACAAUGGCGGAGACGAGGCCCAGCGCGGUGACCCUCCGCACCCGCAAGUUCAUGACUAACCGCCUCCUCUCCCGGAAGCAAUUCGUUCUUGAGGUGAUCCACCCCGGCCAGGCCAACGUCCCCAAGACGGAGCUCAAGGAUAAGCUGGCCAAGAUGUACGACGUGAAGGAACCCAACUGCAUAGUUGUGUUCAAGUUCCGCACGCACUUCGGAGGCGGCAAGUCCACCGGGUUCGGCCUCAUCUACGACAACCUCGACGCGGCCAAGAAGUUCGAGCCCAAGUACCGCCUGAUCAGGAAUGGUCUUGCUACUAAGGUUGAAAAGUCUCGCAAGCAAAUUAAGGAGCGUAAGAACAGGUCUAAGAAGAUCCGUGGUGUCAAGAAGACCAAGGCUGAUGCUGGGAAGAAGAAGAAGUAAACAUUCAUUCACAUUUGGUUUGCCGAGCAUGUUAGUCUGUUCUCCCGGUGGUCUAGUGACGGCGAAAUAGUUAUGCGCCCCUAUUAGUCUUUUUCUCCUACGCGUUGAAGUAAGCUUUUCUCGUUCCUGGAUGUGAACCUAGCUGGUUUGGCAUAACGUCUUGUGACAUUUACAUCCAUGCUUAGGGCUAAAGUGUUCAUGGAAGAUGUAACAAGGCAGCUUAAUUUCUCGUCCA